AUGGAGGCGAUGGACGCCAUACCACUGCCGGCAGCGUGGCUGCAGAACAUCGCGAUGCUAGCAGCAGGCAGCGGUAGCGUGGGCAGCGUGGGCGGCGUGGGCGCCGUGGGCGGCGUCGGUGGCGCCCUCUACGGCCAGAACGUCGUGAUGGGUUCGUGGUGCGCUCCAUACGACGCUCUGCAACGUCCACCUGCAUACGAUGGAGUCCUGGAGGCGUACGAGGAGGGCCGCGAGUGCGUGAACUGCGGCGCCAACAACACGCCGCUGUGGCGGCGCGACGCAACCGGCCACUACUUGUGCAACGCGUGCGGCCUCUACCACAAGAUCAACGGCGUCAACCGGCCGCUGGUGAAGCCCAGCAAGCGGCUGGACGGCUCCGUGCAGAGAUGGAUGAGUGUGGAAGGCAUGGCCAGGGGCAUGAAGAAGGGAACUACACGCUACCGCUCCCCACUUAGACAGCGGCGUUGGGUGUCCCGAUUGUACGCGGCACACUGUGCUAUUCUUUCCGCCGCCGAUGUUACUCUGGCAAUCCGCUUGAUCCGCUUCCGUCGGGACACUCGACGUCGCCGUCGCUCCUGGUCAACGACAGUCGGGUGGGGUUCGCUCCAGACGGAGGCUGCGUCCUGUCGCGUGUGGCGGCGAGAGGGGCCAAUGGGCCGCGGCCCCGCCCGCCGCACCGCCAAGGAGGCGGCGCCUUCUUGUCUCUCCUCCAUAAAACCGCUCUGUACCCUCGGCGGCGCGGCGCCACGGCCAGUGCUGCACCAACUGCGGCUCGCGCAACACCACGCUGUGGAGGCGCAACAACGACGGGGAACCGGUCUGCAACGCCUGCGGACUGUACUACAAGCUGCACGGGAUCAACAGACCGUUGGCAAUGAGGAAGACGGCAUACAGACUAGGAAGCGGAAGCCGAAGAAGUCUGCCAACGGCGCUAAACCACCGCAAGAGACGGCCAAGAAAGAUGAACACAGCUCACCGGGAAUUGACGAGAGCAAGCCGAGCGUCGCUGAGGUGGCGCUGCCCCUGAGCGCCGCGAGCAGCAGCGCGGGGAGGGCGCGCAGCGAAGCGGGCGGCACCCCCGGCCCGCACGCACACGCGCACGCGCACUCGCACGCGCACGCACACGCGCACGCACACUCGCACGCACACGCGCACGGGCAGGCGCAGCAGUACCCGCUGGGCGUGCCGGCGCCCGCCUUCCUCUCCAACCCGUCGCUGUUCAACAUCAAGAGCGAGCCGAGCGCCGCGCCCCCCUACGAGGGCUACGCGCACGCCGCCGCCCCCUACCACUCGCAGCAGCACUACCUGCACGCCCUGCAGUACGGACUCGGCAAUAGCGAAGAAGAGGAGGGAAGCGGAUUCCUGCACCAGAGAAACGUGACAGCACACGCCAAGCUUAUGGCAUCCACG
This is a messenger RNA of Iphiclides podalirius (scarce swallowtail), 1410 nucleotides long. The record is from the annotation of a GenBank genome assembly. Lineage: Eukaryota; Metazoa; Arthropoda; Insecta; Lepidoptera; Papilionidae.